AUGGCUCGUAACAGCAAGCGGAAGAAUGUACCUCCGGCGAGUAGUGAGAGCAGCAAACCUGCCAAACGUCAGCGUAAACCAUCCCAAAUCUUCGAGCAAGGUAUCAAUCCUGCACCUCCCACACCUCCGUCAACGGUCAGGCGCCUAAACCGCUCGCGAGUACCGACUCCGCAGCGUAAUCACGAUAUUCCGAGCCCAGUUUUCGAACCUGAGGCGCCAAGCCAGCUCACCACUGACACCGCUGAUAUACUUGGGGAGGAUGAAGACGAGGAGGUAUUUGACACGACGGCGGACGAUGAGGAUAGACCCGUAGAGUUUGCUUUGCGAGCUGCUACUGCUGAAGAAGAUGAGGGAGUUAGCGAGCGAGCUGCUGGCGGUGCUGGAGACUCACCAGGUGUUGCUGUCGCUGCCUCAGCGGCUCAAUCGAGUCAGCGGCAGCGCCUGGAGUCACAGAAUGAAGAAGUUGACGAGGAGCCACACCUGCACUUUCGAUACCGCGCGUUCUGGGGGUCAGUAGAGAAGAAUGCGAUAGCUUCAGCUUCUGACUCUAGGCGUAAUAAACCUAUGUACACAGUCAGCGAGGAUAAGGUGUGGCGAUGGGCGGAUAGUGUAAUAGAGUCGCAGAAGCCACGCCCGCAAGCCAAAGCCGAUAGGUGUACUAUUGCGCUGCAGCGUAGUCGACGUGUAGCUGGUGAGGGAUUUACUGUCGGUAACUGGUUGGACUUUGAGGACGAGGUUGUAGAAAUGAACAAGGAGAGCGCUCAGCUAAUGACGUGCGACUUUGAUUUGGUGUUGAGGGACGAGCUGCCGGCAUUACAGCCAGCAUCGCAGCUGGCUCGUAGUGGUGGUGUUGCUCGCUCGCGACCUGGCAUCGUUACGGCUAUACAAGAGGAUGGACUCGCUGCUGUCGUUACUGCUGAAAGGUGUGCAAGUGGCGUUGCAAUCGGCAUCAAAGACUAUUGGAGAUGCAACGAAGAAGGAUGCAGCAAUAACACUAAUACUUGCUGGCGGCGUCCUCUACCUGGUCGCCAAAUCGAUCGCCCGGAAGAGCACUACAAGGUCAAUGGCAACACCAUCGCGACCUGGGCGACCGCUGUGGCCCGAGAAGAGUGCACGAUUCAAGAGCCAUCUGAUGAGAUUCACCUCUCUCUCAUGAUGGCAAAAGACCGUUCUGAAAGCGAGAAGAGGCGCCGGCGGCGGAAGGUGUCACCAACUUCUUCAAACUCUAGCAUCGAAGGUCUCACAAAAGCUAUCCUCGCUGGUCAUCUCGCUCAAAUGAGAGCACCUCAGCAGUGUCAACACCAAUCGGCAGAGUAUGGGGAGUACUCCAAGUACAAGAAGUGGGAUGAUAUCACCUGCCCGCAAGUUGAGCUACACCAACACACAUAUAACUUCUUCAAAUACUGGUGUUACGCAAUGCCACAGCUUCAGGCGGACAUUACAAAGGUCAAGAGGGAGGUCUUUGAGAAGGGACACUACGACAUAAACAUGCUUAUGGACAGGCAGACAGGUAUGACACUCGAGGCGUGGGUGGAGUACUUUAACCAACCUCCAUCAAUGCUGUCGCAUCUUAGAAGAAAGGCACAUGAUUGGAGGAUGGACUACGGCGGCUUAACACAGAGAAACUUAGAUGCAAUACAGAAGCUUUAUAGGAACGCAGAGGCUGACGAGACACCGGAGCGAGAGGUGUUGGGGGAAGUUAGUGGAAACUGA
This is a messenger RNA of Alternaria atra, 1713 nucleotides long. RefSeq lists its product as uncharacterized. The record is from RefSeq and is a predicted model, not a curated record. The coding region runs from base 1 to 1713 and encodes 570 amino acids. NCBI's taxonomy places the organism in Eukaryota, Fungi, Ascomycota, Dothideomycetes, Pleosporales, Pleosporaceae. The transcript is spliced from 2 exons.